AUGUUCGCGCUAAUUCCUUUGGCUCUACUCCAAACAGCAAAUGGUACAGUCAACCAGAAGUGGCUCUUCUUACCCACUUUUCCGUUCCCAUUUCCAGCAGUCGGAUACAUUCCUCUCGAAACUAACAGUCUUAUGAGAAACGUCGUCAGUUAUGGAUCUACUUGUGAUGCUCAGGCGGAGAACAAAAUCGCAUUGUGCUCGGAAGAGCUCACCAAUAUGGGAGUGUUCAGUCAGGACGGAGCCAAACAGACAACGCUAUCCGACAUGAAAACUCAUUCUCAACUUCACUUUGUGCAGAUGUGCGGGUAUGUUGAGUUGUUUUUUAAGAAAUUUACCAGGCGCCGAGGUAACUCUGUUUUCCAGCGCGUACCAGCGAUUCAACAACUGUCUCGGCGGAAGUUAUAUCAAACAGGCGUGUUAUCCGCAUGAGCCGCUCAAGUCCAGAUACUCGGUCGUCGACUCUGUUCUCGAUUACGUUUGCGGGGAGGGAUAUCAAUGUGAGAGAUUUCCAUACUGAAUAAAAUAAUCCAUAAAAAAAGUUUCAGCGAUGCUCAAUAACUGGAACUGCUACCUUUCUGUUGCCGAGAGUCGAGAGAUUGCCAUGUGCGAAGCAAGUUUUACUCAAUUGGCCCGGAACACGGAACAGAUGUACAAUGAUUAUUCAUCCGGAGCUGGAGCUUGUUUGUGAGUAUCCACUAAAUGUUCCAGUUUUUCCCCGUCGAACGCACAUUUUUCAGUGCCCUCCAAUCGUACACCGACUGCAUUCGUCCAGCCAUCGAAACUACAUGUGGAUUGGGAUCCUUCCUGACGGUCAUCCAAGCAGUCGAACGUCCCAUUCAAAUCUAUCUUCCAUUCUGUACACUCUCUUCCUCCAUGAUCUCAUUAAUUCCAUCACUUAUAAUUUCUUUGCUUUUGUUUGUCUUUCAUUUCUAAAAGUUGAUGUUGUUCGUUGUCAAACCCCUCAUUUUUUUACAUGUAUAAAGUAUUGCAUCUCAGUGAGAGUCGUGUCGUGGGAACGGGAGUGCGCGUGGUUGGUUACCACGGAGACCACCGACGCGAGGGAGGACGAGAGCGGCAUACUCUCCGCUCGUUUACGUAUUCCUGCAGAGUCAACCGAUCGAUAUGCAGAAAAUGUUGUCUCGUGAGGACGACGAAGACUUUUACGGUGGAUUCGACAGCUAUGAUAGCGCUUAUGAUAUUCAGGUAACUAUUUAGAGUGGAAUCUGCUCUCAUAUCAUUUAUUUCUCAGAGUAUCACUCAAAAUCCGCAAUUUCAACAAGCCGUUGCCCGAUCGAGUCAUGGAAGACGUCCGGUAACUGAUUCUGUUGAUUUUGAAAGGUUGACGUGUUUUUUCUAAGUGCAGACUGUUUCUCAAAUGGGAUUCCGCGACGGAACAUCGUCCUAUGGAAAACCACCGCCAACAAUGUCGAGUAAGUAACCAGUCAUUUUGUUUCGCAAUCGUUCCCGUUAUGCACAUUCAGUUCAAAGCCGAAUGGGCGGAGGCCGAACUGCGAUGGCGACUAACAACGAGCCGGUGAGACCGAUGACCGCGGUCCGUGCAGCCGGAUACACAUCGUUCGCAAACAAAGGUAAGACAGAUAUCCAAAAACUCGCGCGCCACAAAAACACACUCACUUUUUUUCAGUUCAAGCUGUGGAGAGAACGGUAGACACCGAAAACGUAGGCGAAAGGUAAAUUUUCUCGGAAACAACAAGGUAUUGGUUUUCAAAGAGAGUCUUGUAGUGGCGAGGACAAGUGUCAGAAAAUGGAGGCAAAGUGUAUGGAUAUGCUCCGUGAAAGUAUACUGGCAAGUGAGAAAAAGAAGUUUAAAGAGGCAAGAGCAAAUUUCUGAUUGUGCAAUAGAACAACAAAAUUUUCAGGCUCUGGACAAAGCCAAAGAAACUGGACGGCGGGAGAGGGCUGUGAUGAAGUACAGAGAACAGCAUAAUCUCACGGAGCAAAUGAAUUUGGACCUUACUUAUACAGUCCUCUUUAAUUUGGCAGAACAGUAUGAGGCCAAUGAGAUGACAAAUGAAGCUCUGCAUACGUACGACCUCAUUGUGCGCAAUAAAAUGUUUCAAAACUCGGGAAGGCUCAGAGUGAGUUUAUAGGUAACUUGAGGAAGUACAAGUUCGUUACAGGUCAACAUUGGAAACAUUCAUUUCAAAAAGAGAGAAUACCCAAAAGCCUUGAAGCACUACAGAAUGGCUCUGGAUCAAGUGCCAAGCAUUCAGAAAGAUACGAGAAUCAAGAUAUUGAACAAUAUCGGGGUGACUUUUGUUAGGAUGGGAAGUUACGAUGAUGCCGUGAGCACAUUCGAGCAUUGUGUCGAAGAGUCUGCCGAUUACACAACUGCUCUGAAUUUGAGUGAGUGAAAUCAAUGAUUCUUAUCAGAUUGUGUUUGAGUUUACAGUUUUGGUAUGUUUCUGUGUCCAGGAUGCUGAAAAGAUGAGAGAGUCGUUUAUAAAACUGAUUGAUAUUCCUUCCUAUCCGGAUGAUGAGUACAGAGAAAAAGACGACGAUGAUGUGUUGUUGAACCAGACUCUCAACUCUGAUAUGAUGAAGUCCUGGGAGAAGAAUAAGAAAGCAGAGAUUGAGAAGGCAAUUAUUACCGCUGUCAAAAUAAUCAGCCCUGUUAUUGCUCCUGAGUUCGCUUUUUUCUUGUUUCUGAAAUCAUUGUCUUUUUCCAGCUAUGCGAUUGGUUACGAAUGGUGUCUCGAGUCUCUGAAGCAGUCCGUUCACGCACCCCUUGCAAUUGAAUUGGAGAUGACAAAAGCAGGGGAAAUGAUGAAAAAUGGAGAUAUUGAAGGAGCCAUCGAAGUGCUCAAAGUGUUCAAUUCGCAAGAUUCAAAAACAGCCAGUGCAGCCGCCAACAACCUUUGCAUGUUAAGAUUUUUGGUGAGAUUGGUCCCUCCGGGUUCUCCUUCAGCUUUCCGUUUUUCCAGCAAGGCGGUCGACGUCUCGUUGACGCGCAGCAAUACGCCGACCAGGCGCUCUCCAUGGACCGCUAUAAUGCGCACGCUCAAGUGAAUCAGGGAAACAUCGCCUACAUGAACGGCGACCUAGACAAAGCCCUAAGCAAUUAUCGGGAGGCUCUGAACAAUGACGCAAGCUGCGUUCAAGCAUUAUUCAACAUCGGACUGACUGCGAAAGCACAAGGCAACUUGGAACAAGCACUUGAAUAUUUCUACAAAUUGCAUGGAAUUCUCUUGAAUAAUGUACAAGUGCUCGUGCAAUUAGCGUCUAUGUGAGCAUCCGAGCUGAGCGAACUCUUUUCAGAAAAUUAUGUUUCCAGAUAUGAAUCGCUGGAAGAUUCUGCUCAAGCCAUCGAGCUGUACAGUCAAGCAAAUAGCCUGACCCCCAACGAUCCUGCAAUCCUCUCCAAGCUGGCAGAUCUGUACGAUCAAGAGGGUGACAAAUCUCAAGCAUUCCAGUGUCAUUAUGACGUCAGUGUUGAUUUACCUUCAAGUUGGUUUAACCAAUUUUUUUCAGGCCUAUCGCUAUUUUCCAUCGAACCUUGAAACUGUGGAAUGGCUGGCAUCGUAUUAUUUGGAGACGCAAUUUUCCGAAAAGUCCAUUAAUUAUUUAGAGAAAGCGGCUCUGAUGCAGUAAGAUUGUUUCGUAAUAAUUGCUAUUUUCACACUUCCGCAUUCAGACCGAAUGUUUCGAAAUGGCAAAUGAUGAUUGCGAGUUGCCUUCGGAGGACUGGCAAUUACCAACGGGCUUUUGAGCUCUAUCGCCAGAUUCAUCGCAAAUUCCCGCAGGACCUCGAUUGUCUCAAGUUCUUAGUGAGAAUUGCCGGAGACCUUGGCAUGCCCGAGUACAAGGAAUACAAAGAUAAAUUGGAAAAAGCGGAGAAGUACGUCAUGAACUUCCUGAAAAACAUAGAGACCUCAUUCCAUUUUUCAGAAUAAACCAGCUACGACUACAACGAGAAAGCGAUUCGAGUCAGGGAAAACGGCAUUCUGCGAAUUCCACGCAUUCUCUACCGCCAAGUGGUCUGACUGGUCUCGGAUCAGGGUCAGGUGGCUCGAGUGGCGGUGGUGUUCGCCAAUACAGCGCACAUGUUCCCCUUCUGCCGGAGACUAGCGCCCCCUUCACCGUGACUCAACGAGAUAUGAGUAUGAGCAAUUGGCUGAGAGGAUUAAUCAAAAGCAAAUGGUCCCUUUUCAGAAACCGAAGAUUUCUCGUACGAUGACCCUAUGGGCACGCCAUCGGCUCGACCAAAGACUGGAAAUCGUAAACUUCACACUGCAAACAACGACGACUUCGGAGAAUUUGAUGAUAGUCUCCUUCCCGAUUGA
Messenger RNA from Caenorhabditis sp. 36 PRJEB53466, 4304 nucleotides. NCBI's taxonomy places the organism in Eukaryota, Metazoa, Nematoda, Chromadorea, Rhabditida, Rhabditidae. The record is from the annotation of a GenBank genome assembly.